Argiope bruennichi is the source of this 1526-nucleotide messenger RNA. Its product is annotated as DDB1- and CUL4-associated factor 13-like. Lineage: Eukaryota; Metazoa; Arthropoda; Arachnida; Araneae; Araneidae. Gene Ontology annotation, biological process: maturation of SSU-rRNA from tricistronic rRNA transcript (SSU-rRNA, 5.8S rRNA, LSU-rRNA). Bases 159 to 1487 code for a protein of 442 amino acids. The transcript has 13 exons. The record is from RefSeq and is a predicted model, not a curated record. Gene Ontology annotation, molecular function: protein binding. Gene Ontology annotation, cellular component: nucleolus; small-subunit processome.
AAUGAACUGAAGCAACUAUGUUUGUUGUUAUUCUUCUUAAUUUUCACGUGUAGUUUAAUCUUUUUUUAAAAGUUAGAUGAAAAUUUGAGAAAUUUGAUUUGAAAGAGUAUUUAAAAGCUGACUUCGAUAUUUUAUGUUGCAACAACCAUUCCUGUAAUAUGAAAGUGAAAAUUUUGUCAAGAAAUCCAGAUGACUAUCUAAGGGAAACAAAGCAUGAUAUUCAUAAAAUUCAAAGAAAUUAUGAUCCUGCUCUUCAUCCUUUUGAAGUUGCCAGAGAAUACACCAGAGCUCUAAAUGCAGUUAAACUGGAGAGGGUAUUUGCAAAGCCAUUUAUAUAUUCCUUAGAUGGUCAUAAAGAUGGUAUCCAGUGCAUGAUUAAGCAUUCUACUUCUUUGUCACUUAUGUUAUCAGGUUCAUAUGAUGGAGAGGUUCUAAUGUGGAACUUAGCUACACGAAAAUGUUUGCAUUCUGUACAAGCACAUGAUGGAAUAGUACGAGGAUUAUGUAUGCCUGGGAGUGGUGACCGAUUAUUAUCUGUGGGUGAUGACAAAAUAAUCAAGCACUGGAGUUUAGAAGAACCAGCUUUGACUGAACCGAUUGAUGCCAUUAUUACUAAAACUGUGCUUACUGGCAUCAGUCAUCAUAGAAAAAAAUCCAUGUAUGCCACUUGUGGUGAAAGAGUAGAUAUUUGGGAAGAAACCAGAUCAGAACCAUUGCGUUCUCUCUCUUGGGGAGUAGACACCAUAAAAUCUAUAAAGUUUAAUCCUAUUGAAGUAAAUAUUCUUGGAAGUACAUGUAGUGAUCGCAGUAUCAUUUUAUAUGAUGUUAGAGAAGCUGAACCAUUAAGAAGGGUGAAAAUGAGUUUAUGUACAAAUGCAAUAUCUUGGAAUCCAAUGGAAGCAUUUAUAUUUGUGGCAGCCUCAGAAGAUUACAAUUUGUAUUCAUUUGAUAUGAGAAAAUUGAAUGUUCCAAUACAAAUUCAUAAAGAUCAUACGUCAGCUGUUUUAGAUGUUGAUUAUUCUCCUACUGGUCGAGAGUUCGUCUCAGGAAGCUAUGACAAAACAGUUAGAAUAUUUCCUCUCAAUUCUGGCAGAAGCAGAGAUGUUUAUCAUACAAAACGUAUGCAAAGACUUACUUCUGUUCUGUGGUCAUUGGAUAAUAGAUACAUAUUAACAGGAUCGGAUGAAAUGAAUAUUCGAAUGUGGAAAUCCAAAGCAUCUGAAAAACUUGGUGCUAUGGCUUAUAGAGAACGUAUGGCUCUUAAUCAUGCCGAGAAACUUAAAGAAAAGUUUGCUCGACAUCCUCAAAUUCAGCGUAUUGCAAGACACAGGCAUGUACCUAAGCAUGUAUACAAUGCUGCAAAGGAGCAUCGUAUCAUAUUGGAGUCUCAGAAGAAGAAGGAGGCUAAUCGCCGUGCACACAGCAAACCUGGAACUGUUCCAUUUGUCAGUGAGCGUGUUAAACAUAUUGUUCAAGAAGAAGAAUGAUUGUAUAAAUGUAUAUAAUAAAAUAUUGUUUUUAUAAAA